Messenger RNA from Adineta ricciae, 579 nucleotides. The record is from the annotation of a GenBank genome assembly. NCBI's taxonomy places the organism in Eukaryota, Metazoa, Rotifera, Eurotatoria, Adinetida, Adinetidae.
AUGUCAAACUUUUUGAAUCGCAUAAAGAAUCUCAAAACUGGCGUGAACAAUGGUUUUAAUACGAAUGAAAGUGAUACUGGAUCGAUCUGUUCAUUUGAUGAAGAAGGUUUCAUCUGUCCAAUGUGUCAUCGGAAAUUUCCGGAUACAACUGGACUUGAACGUCACUUUCUUCAAGCUCAUGCUGAACCUCAACCGACCACAGCAACAGCGAAUCAUGGAGAAAGUAACGGUACAAGAAAUGAUCGAUAUGAUGAUCCUCAUCAAGAAGUCGCCAUAUGGAAACAACAGUUUUGUCAAUCAGAAGAAAGUCGAAUGCAAUUAAGCAGUGACUUGAUGCAACAACGACAACGUGUUGGUGAUCUUGAAGAAGAAAUGGAGUUACUACGAAAACAAUUACGUACUACACAAAUGAAAGUUGUUGAACAAUCACAAGAAAUUGGCAAUUUAAAAGCAACCAAAGAUGUGUAUGACGCUCAAAUAGCCAUGUUUACAGAUGAGCUUCUCAAUACACAAGGUGAAUUAAAAGAAAAACAAAAUCAAGUUGAUACUCUUUGUAAUGAUUUGAUACCAAGUUUGUAA